Rhincodon typus (whale shark) is the source of this 3736-nucleotide messenger RNA. Its product is annotated as F-box only protein 34. NCBI's taxonomy places the organism in Eukaryota, Metazoa, Chordata, Chondrichthyes, Orectolobiformes, Rhincodontidae. The transcript is spliced from 5 exons. Gene Ontology annotation, molecular function: protein binding. The record is from RefSeq and is a predicted model, not a curated record. The coding region runs from base 674 to 2878 and encodes 734 amino acids.
ACUAGCAGUCCGAUUUCGGAGACCCUCUCUGCACGCAGCACCCUGGGAUACUGGCAGUCCUAUGGCCUAAAGUGCGGGAGGAGUGGCAGUGUUGGCGGAGGUAUCGGCGGUAAUAACAGCAGUAGUGUUGGGCGAAUGUAACCCGAAAAAAAAACGCGCUCUGGGUGCGAAGCCCAGGCGGGGUCUUACUAGUCCCGGUCCCUCCUAUGAAUCCUAAAUCUGAUUCUGAGGGACCGGUACAAGGCUCGAUAUCUCGAAUCCAGGUCUGCAGAGAGUACAACAUAAAGAAAUCUGUUGACAGCCCUGUACUUCAGUAAUUGAGCCCUUCUCACUGAGCUCAUGUUUUGUAUUACUACCAUUGCUGCUUUCUUGUGCUGCAUGUAUAUAUUUAUUUCAUUCGCUGUUGAUCGUGAGAAGGUGCGACGAAUACUGUUUGUUUCUGAAGAUGUGGUAAGGCCUUGUGGUAAGAAGUCAUGCUAAGUCUCAGGAUGUAGGGAGCAGUGGAGGAAGUGACGGCGUGCCUUACUUUGGAAUUGCCUCUGGUGAGAAUUUUAACUUUGGCCUCUCUUCACCAGGUAAACGUUUCCCCCUAUGUGCAAGUUCAUUUUGAUAAAUUUGAGUACAAGAGAUAUGAAGGUGUGAUGCAAAAGAUCAUAUUUUAAGGUUGGCCACUAUGCACCUUAAGCCAUAUCCAAAGCUUCAAAAGAAAGAUGCAUCUCUUGAAUCAAGCCAAGAGACACUUGGAGGGCUUUGCUCAAGCCAGCGUGCAACUGUAAGAGUUGAACGAUGCCAAUCAACCUAUAACAAACAGUCAUGUUGUAAAUCCAUUGCGGUUAGUACAGUGGCAUCUCACAUCAGCUUGUGGUGUCCAAGACCCUUUGGUUUCAUUUCUCAAAAUAAAAUGUGCAAUAUGAGGAAUCCAGCUGAAAAUCUUGCAUUUAAGGGAAGAAAGAAGCAUGUGGCUGAAAAUAUUCUGCCUCCUUCAAUUCAUCAAGAAGAAGGAGAGGCACCACUGGAUAUAUGGGCAGUCAUAAAACCUGGGAACACAAAGGAGAAAAUUGCUUUCUUUGCAGCACAUCAGUGCAAUAACAGGACUGGUUCCAUGAAAAUAAAAAGCAGCUGGGAUACUGAGGUCACAACUGCGAAACGCAGAAGGAAAUCCGCAGAUCUAGAGAAAGUAAAAAAUCAACCAAUGAGAAUAAAAGAUAAUGUGAAGGAUGUUGACAGAAAGUGUUUGCAUUUUGACCCCCCAACAACCAGUAAUAGUGAGGAAAAUUCAUCUGUCAAUAACGAGAAACAAAAUGGUGAUGGACUGUGUCAUAGUAGCACUCUCUCUGUAGCAGAAAUGGUGGCUUUUCUAGAACAAAGGGCAAAUUCCCUGCUCCCAGACUGUAGUAAAACACUUACAAACGCCAGUGCUAACAUAUCAGGUAUUGCGUAUUCAAAGGGAGGGUCCUUGUCAUCAGAAUCGAUUUCUGCUACAGGUCCCGAAUUUGAUUUAAACCAUAAAACGUCAACUGAAAAUAAUAAACUACAGGGUGAGUAUGUCCGGGUUAUAGAAGUUAUAGCUAAGUUGGAAUCAGAAUGCAUGAGAAACCAACAUGACAGAAGUGGGGAGAAUCUGUCUCGGAAUAAUAGUUUUCGGAGAGGAGUGGGGAGGGUUUUGCUGACAAGUCAACACCAAUCAGAACAAAGCACCAAGAGUGCGGAACCUUUUACAUCAUCCACAGGGGUAUCCAAAGCAGGCAAUAGCAUUGGAGAGAACAAAAAACAGUACAGCCACAUAAGCAGAAGCUGUACUAAUCAAUGCACUGAAUCACAGGAGGAUGCCACAUAUGUUGCAUCUCCAGUUAGUAACACUUCAGGUGUUGUGUUGGAUUUAUCUAGCAAAGAGUUUUCAAUAACCUGCAAAGAAACAGCAUCAUUGCCAAACGGUACCAGAGAAAUUCUCAACAGUAAUGUUGGGAUACCAGAGGAGUUGCAUAAGACCCCAUCUCUAUGUUGGGAAGUGAACAAUAAGUUUGUAUCAAACUUUACUUUACCUGGGAAUGGUAGGGAUGAGUAUGCAAAUGACUUUGCUGUUGAUAAGGAGCUGGUGUCCUGUAGGGUGAAUGAGGAAACUGAAUGCAAAUCAGUAACUCGAUCUAAUUGGGAAGAGUCUACUCCUUGUGAGGAACCACUUCCUGGAGAAUUAUUUUUCACACUUGAACAGUCCCAUGUGGAAAACUUGGAUUCAAAUGAAAAUACUACUGAGGAACUCCAGGAUGUCGCACAAUGCAAGGAUGAUUUUCUGACUGCUGAAAGGAAAAUAUUUGACAAAAAUUGCUUAGAAACAGGUCAGGGUGAGUCUUGUAUCUCUUUCAAAACCACAUGCCCCUCAUUAACUGAACUCUUUCCGCUAAGAAGACAAGUAUCUCAUGAAUUUCUAGAAACACGCUUCAAAAUCCAACAGCUUCUUGAACCUCGGCAGUACAUGGCCUUUUUACCACACCACAUUAUGGUGAAGAUAUUCAUGUUCCUCCCUACCAAAACGCUGGCAGCUCUGAAAUGCACAUGCCAUUAUUUCAAGUUCAUUAUAGAAAACUACGAUAUUAGAGCAACAGAUUCACGCUGGGUUUGUGACCCGCGAUACAAGGAUGAUCCAUGCAAGCAAUGUAAAAAGCAUUACUCAAAAGGGGAUGUAUCACCAUGUCGGUGGCAUUCAAAACCCUAUUACAAAGUUUUACCGUAUGGGCGAUCAUACUGGAUGUGCUGUUGGCAAACGGAAAAAGAUUCACCGGGCUGUAAAAUUGGGCUUCAUGAUAAUAAUUGGGUGCAGUCCUGUAAUCAUAUCCAGCAAAUAUGUGAAAAAGCAAAAAAGAAUGGGGAAGGAAUGUGACAUUUUUUUAAAAAUUGGAUCUGGUUUUGUCUGGCUAGAUUUCUAGGAAAAUUCCUGUUGGAUGAUCUGUAGAGAUUGGAAUAUUUUGUCAGUCCUGCACUGUUUACAUUGUACAGUAUGAUCAUAUUAGCUUAUAUGAAUCUGCAUGUACAGAACUGCAGCACCUGUUAGCUGUGCAAGAUGUGCAGUAUUUGCUCUAUCAUGUGUUUGAUCAAUGAUAGUAUUGUACUGUUAAUGUAGCUGGCACAGCAUCAAAUCACUACAAUGCAGCUAUGUCAAUGUUGCAAUUAGUCUGUUUUAAAUAUCAGUCUUUAUUUUGAAUAGUUUGUAUAUUCUAUCUAAAAUUACAUUUAAAUGAAAAUGCAAAGUACUGGUGUGGGAAUGAGCUCAAACACCUCUUAACAAAAUUGGUCAUGUAAGAUAUGGUUAGAAUUCUAGUCAAAUGUUGCUAUACAAUGUUGGGGAAAAUACAUGAAAAAAUGUUAUUGGCAUUACAAAAUUACAGGUUAUGCAAAAUGGCUUAAUUUUUUUCGGUAGCAUUGCUUGGAUUUUGAAUUUUUAUUUUUGCUGUUGGUGCUUUAGAUUGAGUUAUAAUGAUAUUGGUGAACCUUUUUCUGGUCUUUAAAGAAACUAUGUGAAAGUUUACUUGCUUUUCUGUUUUUUUUGAAAGUCUCAUUCAUGUAGUUGCAAAAUGUAAGGAUGUUCACUAAGUGCUUUCAACGAGAUACUUUGCACUUUGCGAAAUGUUUUUUUCCUAUUUGGUAUGUACACCUUUUGGUUCCUGAAAGCAUCUGUAUUCAUAUUUUGCUAUUUAGUCAAUAAAUGGACACACUCCCUUUUAAUACUUACUUUAAAAUC